Oldenlandia corymbosa var. corymbosa is the source of this 345-nucleotide messenger RNA. Lineage: Eukaryota; Viridiplantae; Streptophyta; Magnoliopsida; Gentianales; Rubiaceae. The record is from the annotation of a GenBank genome assembly.
AUGGCAAACCCGACUGUUCAGCAUGAGUCUGUUGAUUUUUUGACUAGCCUCCCAACUGACCUCAUGGAAAACAUUAUGAUGAGGGUGGAUCUUCCAACUGUCGGAAGAGCACGUUGCGUUAAGAGGUCUUGGAGAGCUUUAUGGUCAGACAUUGAUUUUAGUGUUCGUUCCUAUAAGUUGCCAAAUGGAAGAAUGUAUGCUAAGUAUUUGUCUUGGAUGACGCAUGAAUCCCUCAUGGGGUCGUUUAUGGGUCUUGGCAAGUCAUCUAUUCAUUAUGUCCUCGUGUUGUUCUGCCUGAAGGCCUUGUUGUUGGUGCAUCAACAAGCUCAUCCAUUGGCCAAUUAA